AUGCUUGCGAGAUCUCUUCCCCUUUGCUUAUCCUGUUGUCAGGUGACUGUCGUCCGAGCUGCAGACUCGAAGGUCUCUACUAUUGUCCUAAGGGGGGCUACUGGCAACUUCCUCGACGAGGUUGAACGCGCUAUUGAUAAUGCUGUCAAUGUGGUUCGAUGCUGUGCUGUGAAGGGUCAGAGGGAGUUCGUCGUUGGUGGCGGCGGAUGUGAGAUCUCUCUCAGCCUUGACGUUGCUGAGUUCGGUCAGGAGUGUUCCGGCCUCGAGCAAUACGCCGUUUUGAAAUUUGCAGAAUCAUUUGAAGUUGUUGCGAACAUCAUAGCUGAGAAUGCGGGUCUCAAUGCUAUGGAUGCCGUCACGAUGUUAAAGGCCGCUCAUGCUUCUGGUAAGAACAGAAUGUGUGUUGAUGUUGAUGCACCCAACCGACGAGCCUCCCCUAUUUUGUCCAAGUCCAUACUGGAUAAUCGCGGCAUCAAGUCUUGGGCUAUACGAUUGGCUAUUGACGCCGUGCUGACUAUCCUCAGAAUUCAGCACAUCAUCGUGGCCAAGCAGGCCGGAGGCCCUCAGACCAAGGUGAUACCAUUGUCGCGCAAACGGUUGCAUACAUUGUUCGAUGUUUGA
Perkinsus marinus ATCC 50983 is the source of this 621-nucleotide messenger RNA. RefSeq names its product T-complex protein 1 subunit alpha, putative. The transcript has 6 exons. Gene Ontology annotation, molecular function: ATP binding; ATP-dependent protein folding chaperone. The record is from RefSeq and is a predicted model, not a curated record. The coding region runs from base 1 to 621 and encodes 206 amino acids. Gene Ontology annotation, biological process: protein folding. Lineage: Eukaryota; Perkinsozoa; Perkinsida; Perkinsidae. Gene Ontology annotation, cellular component: chaperonin-containing T-complex.